UUGUACUGUCCAGAACAGCAGAUUAAGUUACAAACGACUUGCAGAAGCAGCUAUAGUCCGUCCUUCUUCCUCCUUGAAUAAACAAUCAGUGCCAGCAGGAAAGAUGGGCGAAAAUUCAUGGGUAGUUGAAAUAAAUGACGACGUCAAUCGUCUAUCAGACAUCACAAGGGAUGAAGAGAAAGCAUGGCAGAGUCAUUCCAUCUACAAAUUGCCUGCCUGUGUCACUGAUCUUGUCAGUGAUAGGAAAGAGAGUGUUUACAAGCCUCGGGCAAUCUCUUUUGGUCCAUAUCAUUACGGCGAGUCAAAUUUGAGGCCAAUGGAAGCUCACAAGAAAAGAGCUCUCCUACAUUUUAUCAAAAGGUCAAGGAAACCUCUCGAGCACUACCGUCGCGAAUUAUCUGGAGUAGUGAAAGAAUUGAAGGAUGCAUAUGACUCCCUGGAAGACAAAUGGCAACAAGAUUCAGAAGCUUUCUUGAAGCUGAUGAUUCGCGAUGGCUGUUUUAUGCUAGAAGUUUUGCGGGCAUCAUCCACUGAUCUAACCAAGAAUGGCUAUGCCUCUAACGAUCCCAUCUUCAGCAAACAUGGCAUGACUUACAUGUUGCCAUAUAUAAAGCGGGACAUGUUGAUGCUCGAAAAUCAGUUGCCCAUGUUGCUGCUUAGAAAGCUACAUGGUGUUUACAAACAAGAUGCCGAGACAUCUGGGGUGUCUGUUGACUCAUCCGAGAAAUCCAUUGAGCUAUCUGAGGAGUCCGUUGAUAUGCUCAUCCUCAAAUUCUACUCUCAUAGUCAUAGCAGCGCGAAGCUGGACAAGUGCUUGCAUAUACUGGAUGCAUACCGAACGAUCUUGUUAUGGAAAGACCAUGAUACUCAAACUCAAGAAUCUACUCCACAUCGUAAAGUGGAAAACAACAAUGGUGACAUUCUCUCUGCAAGAGAGCUUGAAGAAUCAGGAAUCCGAAUCAAGAAGAGCCAAAGUACAAGCCUGACAGACAUCCAAUUCGAUUGCAAGUGGGGUAUCCUUUGCAAUCGGGGUAUCCUGAAGCUUCCACCAAUCUGUAUGGAUGAUGUAAGUGAAACAAUGUAUCUAAAUCUAAUAGCUUUUGAGCGAUUCCAUGCAGGGGCAGGAAGUCAGGUGACUAACUACAUCUACUUGAUGGACAAACUCGUCGACAACGCUAAAGAUGUUAACAUCCUACAAUCCCAUGAAAUUCUCCACAAUGCACUUGGAAGUGAUAAAGCUCUUGCUCAAUUGAUCAACUCACUUUCCAAAGAUGUUGUGCUUGAUCGAGAUAGCAGCUUAAAUAAGGUGCAUGUUGCUAUUAACAGCUACUGCAAAACAAAACCGCAUAAGUGGCGAGCCAGUUUCAUCCAAACUUAUUUCAGGAAUCCAUGGGCCUUGGUAUCUGUUAUAGCUGCCACUGUUCUUUUUGCUCUCACCAUUGUUCAGGCAUUAUACGGUGCCCUCCAAUACUACCAGGGCGAAAAAAAAGGCACAGCUCAAAAGAGGCAUUCAUAUCCCAAGUCAGAAGAAUUGCUUUUGCUAGUACAGGAUGUCAUUUGUGGUGUAGCAGGAACAAGAAGAUAUUCCAAAAAUUAUCUAUCCUCCCGAGUACAUAAUACAGAAUAAUCUGAAAGAUGUACAAGGCAUUGAAGCAGGAUGGAAGGGUGUAGAGAGGUAACAAGAACAAAUGCUCACCUUUGUAUAGAGUACAGAUGCUUGGCUUUUAUGUAUAGUUAGCCUUACUGGUUUUGCUAGGCCUACCUGAUAUUCUAGUCUUUUACGGUUUGCUUUGGUAUGCUCUUACAUUACUGUAAUCUUGCUUGAGUAUCAAUGAAAAUUAUAAAGCUUACAACCCCAAAAAAAA
Coffea arabica (coffee) is the source of this 1865-nucleotide messenger RNA. Its product is annotated as UPF0481 protein At3g47200-like. The record is from RefSeq and is a predicted model, not a curated record. Lineage: Eukaryota; Viridiplantae; Streptophyta; Magnoliopsida; Gentianales; Rubiaceae.